GACCCGGUGGAACGGAAGUCCCUGGGAGAAUCUGUGGCGACAGCGGCGGCGAGAGGAUGAACAACAAGUUCGACGCCCUGAAAGAUGAUGACAGUGGGGACCACGAGCAGAAUGAGGAAAACAGCGCACAGAAAGAUGGUGAGAAGGAAAAGGCCGAGCGGGAGAAGGGCCAGGGCAGCAGCAAGCGGAAGGCUGUCGUCCCUGGUCCAGCAGAGCACCCGCUGCAGUACAACUACACUUUUUGGUACUCGCGGAGGACUCCUGGCCGGCCCACCAGCUCCCAGAGCUAUGAGCAGAACAUCAAGCAGAUCGGAACCUUUGCUUCUGUGGAGCAGUUCUGGCGUUUCUAUAGCCACAUGGUGCGGCCUGGAGACCUGACAGGCCACAGUGACUUCCACCUCUUCAAAGAAGGCAUUAAACCCAUGUGGGAGGAUGAUGCAAAUAAAAAUGGUGGCAAGUGGAUCAUUCGACUGCGCAAGGGCUUGGCCUCCCGUUGCUGGGAGAACCUCAUCCUGGCCAUGCUGGGGGAGCAGUUCAUGGUUGGGGAGGAGAUCUGUGGGGCCGUGGUCUCUGUCCGCUUUCAGGAAGACAUUAUUUCAAUAUGGAACAAGACUGCCAGCGACCAAGCCACCACGGCCCGUAUCCGGGACACGCUUCGUCGCGUGCUCAACCUACCUCCCAACACCAUUAUGGAAUACAAAACUCACACCGACAGCAUCAAGGCCUGGGAGGAGUUUCAUGGGCUGGUGAACAGCAGCGGCCGCUGAUCGGACGCUUCCCCUCUGUCUCACACUCAGGGUAGGGCCUUGUCUAUCUUCUCUGUAACCCCGUGGCAUACCCCCUCUUCCCAAGGGGAUGCCCUAUCCCGGCUCUGGCCUCUGCCAACUCAGGAGUCCCAAACCACUGGGUCUUAGUCUCUGUGUGACCUUGGACAGGCCACGUUCCCUCCUGUGCCUGUGUACCCAUCUGGAAAACUAGCUCCGUAGCCUACUCCAUGCUGCUGUACCAAGGUGGGCAGUGGGCCAUAGUCCUCCUCUCUCACAUGUGGCUGGUACAGAGGUACCUGCCCAGGUGCUCGGCUAACAGGGUGAGUCCGUGGGCUCUGAUGUGGUUUGGGUGCGAGCUCCAGCUCCUGCCCAGUGGUGCCAGGUGUGAGCCAUGGUGAAGCAGUUCAGGGUUUUAGCAAUGACAGUGCCUGGGUAGAGUUCAGGGCCAUGUUCAAGUGGUCGCAGGCUUGGCGGUCAGUAGACCAGCAGCUGCUGAACAGCAGGAAGGGCACAGAAAUGGCAAGUCCCAUCAGGGACAUGCACAUCACAGCUAAGAGGGGGCGGCUGGUAGCUGGGUGUGCAGGUUCCAGAAGAAUCUAAAGAGCAGCCACUGAGCCUGUGCCUACAGUGGUGCCCCCUGGGCUUGUUUUUUUAGUGGGCUGAGUCCCUUAGUGCAGAUUGGGCUUGAGUGUUUAUACAUUGCCACUUUAGAAACUUGUUAGAGUCCAGGCAGCACAGGGUUCCAGCAGAGGGGGAAGCUGUGGGCAGAGGAGCAGUGAUUGCUGGGCUAGGACAAGGUUGGACAAGGAGACCUGGAGAGGCCUGAGGCUGUAGUGGAUCGUGUAAGAGUCGCAGCCUGUUUCAUUCUGGGUUUCUUCCUGGCUGUAAGUAUUCUUAAACUUGGCCAAGCAGGGCCUGUCGUCUUCUCAUGGUGGUGUUGCCACCUUCAUGUCCAUCAGAGGUGCCUUUUGAGAUGGAGGGCCUCCUGAGUCCACAGGGCUCCCCUGCCCACAGGCCCAGUCCCCCAGAAGGAUACCAUGGGAUGGCUUAGGAAGGCACGUAUGCGUGUCAUUGCCACUCGAUAGCCUCUUGCGUUUUCUUUAUGUCAUUGCACAUGACUGUUGGCAUCUUGUGUCAUCUGACAUGCGUCACACAUGGGUCUUGCUCUUCAGCACAUGUUGGCCCCAGUCAGCUGCCAGGGGAGGGGUCUGGCCAGCACGCCCAGGAGGGGGCUCCUGUGAGAGCCCUGUGCUUGCGGGGAGUACAGGUGAUCUCAGCAGCAGAUGGUACACUGAGCUCGCUCCACUGACCACAGAGGGUCUGUAGUUUCCUGAGCUGCAUGGAGGGGCCAGCCAGAGCGGUCUGGGCAGAGCAGCUGGGAGCCCUCUGCCAGGGCCUCUCCAUGCUGGGCUGGUCACCGACGCAGUGGCAGGCCAGUCUCUGGCAAGCAAGGCAGGUGUUCUGUAAGACCACCCUGCCCCUCUGCUGUCACUUCUGCUGUCCCUCUGCUCUCCAGCAUGGCUUCUAGAACCAACACUGGUAUGUUUCUGUGAAGCACCAGGAGGCGUGGCAGGAGGCCUCACGGGGAGCUAGCUGGGCAUGUGCAGCAGGAGCCGGUUUGGACAGAGCCUACUGCCCCUUGGGAGACCUUGCCUGCCCAGGGAGGCCAGUAAAGAAAGAAUGAUUUUGUCCUUUUCCCGUACUGUGGGGCUCUGACUUCUGCACCUGCCCAGCCCUGUGCCAAGGGACAUGCACUGUAGCUGUAGUUAGUUUACUUUAAAAAAACUGGAAGCCCAUUUUAGAAAAUGUCUUGUGGCCUCUGCCACUCACUUCCUGUGUCUGUUCUUCCCCCAUGGCACUUGGCCGUCCUCCACCACCUUCCCAGGUAUGUCAGCAGGGGGCUGGAUGACAUGCUCAACAGCCAGGACUUGAACUAGCCCUCUGAUGCAGGAUCAUGUGUUACAGUGUAACCAUGGUGUCACAAUGCCAGACUUGGCAUUGGCAGCAGGCACAGACCCUCCCAGCCCCACACACCCCUCCUUUGUUCUGUUUUCCCCAACUGAGACAGCUGGCAUCUCCCAACCCUUCCCUAAGUCUCCUCCUCCCCCUUUUCCAUGUUGCCAGUGGGCCUUAGAGUGAGAAGACUUGUUAGGUUUGCUGAUUAUAGAGAAAUCCUUAAGAAGGAAAAGCCUAAACAAAUAUUAAAUGCCUGGAUGGACAUGUGAGCUGUAACUGCCAGUGCAUCUGCCCCAGAGAGUUGGUGCAACUGGGGCUCUUCACAGAGAUGAGCUGAGCUGCUGACGGCAAUGAUGGAACCCCCUAAGAGUGGGUCCCCGCUCCCAGAGUGCAUGGCACUCCCACAGGCAGGAGCUCUGACCCGCUUCCCUGCCCUGCCUCAACUGCCAGUUCCUGCGCUCCAGUGUGGGCGCAGGGGAGCGUUGUGGAGGGCAGGGUGGCUCGUCUGCAGGAAGCUUGAGAAUAGUGUCCAGAGGUGCUUGCGUUCUUCCUGCGGUGGUGUGGGCCUGCUGUGGGCCCCCUGGGGACCCGCAGAGGGCUUUUUGUGCUGUUGACACUUUAGAAGGAGGAUCGCCUGCUGAGCUCUGUAUUCGGCUUUCAGCGGGGUUGACGGUGGGGGGGGGGGUAGUUGGGGAGGGGCAGUGCUUGUAGUGAGCCCCAUGGAUGUGUGUGUGUCAGUUACAAAGUACUGGGACCCUCUGUAAGGGUACAGGGUGACAUUGGUUCUACCCCUUUGAGUGUGCUGGGCGAGGGGCUGUUGUCCCUGUCAGCCUGCCCCAUCAUGCACAUCGCUGACAGCCAGUGGUGACAGCAGACUGGCUUCCCAUUGUCGCUGCUGAGCUUUGCCCUGCACUGAUUGCAAUACUCCCAGUUCAUUGUAGCAGUCUUAGAAUGGGCUGGUUGAAAGCCACAGCUAGUAGUGCAUCCCUCGGGAAUCACAGGGAAGUACUGACUCCAGAAGCCAGCAUAAGGAGAAUUUCUCUUUCCAACAUUUUUAACAAAUUCAGGGCUCGAGCACCAGGCCUGGGCAGCAGCUGAUGGUCUCAGUGGUCUCAGCCCACAGCCUUGUCCACCUACAUCCCGUGUUGGAGUGGUGGGGUUCGAGGCCUGGUUCCUGAUUCCGGCUCCCUGCUAAAUGUGUCCCCUGGUGGGCAACAGGUACUGACAUAGGACUUGUCCCUGCCACCUCUGUAGGAAGCUGAAUCGAGUUCCUGGCUGCUGGUUUCAGCCUGGCCCAGCCCUGGUUGGUGUGGGCAUUCAAGAAUCAGAGAUCUCUGUUUUUGCAUCUCUCAAGGGAAUUAAAUACAUUUUCAUAAGUGAAUCAGUCAGUAAGUAAAGUAUAUGUUCUUGUAAGUGAAGCCCUGCCAGUUCUAAGAUUUUGAGGCUCUUGUGGUAAGGUGACCUGCCAGUUGCCAGUACAGUACACCCGUAGAUUUCCAGUGUGGGACAGACAGUUCCUGCAGAGUAGCGUGGCCUGAGAGGGCAGCAGGGCCACACCUGAAUCAGACAUCUGUGCAUGCAAUUGCGAAAUGAGAGCGAAGGGCAUCUCCUGGCAUCACCUUUCCUUCUAGAAGCAGCUCUGCAUUUAAAGCUAAGAAUGUGUGUCCAUUUGGUUAGCUGGGGAGGUGGCAGGGCUUGGCUCCUGUAAUCCAGUCAUGUGGUUGAUUUGAAGUUGAGGCGAGGGAGACUCCUCAUCUGCCAUCCCCACCUGCCCAGUUCCCACUGUGCCCUGGCCUCAAGUGACCACUGGAGCUAGGUUCUUGUGUAGUCUGAUUUCAGAGUUUUCUUAACCCAGACACCAGCAGCUAGGAGUGGGGCUGUGUGUCCCCCAGUCCUUCCAACUCCUGUGCACCUGAGGUUAUCAGGUGGCUCGGCCAUCUGCAUUCAGUAGCAAGCCCUUCUGUGCAUUUGUACUGCCAGUGAGUGCCCGGUGUUGUGUGAUGGGACUCCCAUGGCCUGGGAGGUGGGCUGCUGCAGGUGUGAGCAGGCAGGAAGCUCCAGGGGUGUGCUGAAAGGGGGAAUGGGUCCGGUGCCCCGUGCAUGCGUGACUGUCAAGAUGAUCCCUGUAUUGAAUGCUCUAUUUUCUCCCAUUUUUUUUUC
This is a messenger RNA of Ochotona curzoniae (black-lipped pika), 4883 nucleotides long. RefSeq names its product eukaryotic translation initiation factor 4E family member 2 (gene EIF4E2). Gene Ontology annotation, cellular component: cytoplasm; eukaryotic translation initiation factor 4F complex. Gene Ontology annotation, biological process: translational initiation. The record is from RefSeq and is a predicted model, not a curated record. The transcript has 7 exons. Gene Ontology annotation, molecular function: translation initiation factor activity; RNA 7-methylguanosine cap binding. NCBI's taxonomy places the organism in Eukaryota, Metazoa, Chordata, Mammalia, Lagomorpha, Ochotonidae. Bases 57 to 767 code for a protein of 236 amino acids.